Messenger RNA from Solanum pennellii, 3383 nucleotides. RefSeq names its product epidermal growth factor receptor substrate 15-like 1. The coding region runs from base 1 to 2994 and encodes 997 amino acids. The record is from RefSeq and is a predicted model, not a curated record. The transcript is spliced from 13 exons. Gene Ontology annotation, biological process: endosomal transport; endocytosis. Gene Ontology annotation, molecular function: protein binding; calcium ion binding. Gene Ontology annotation, cellular component: nucleus; cytoplasm; plasma membrane. Lineage: Eukaryota; Viridiplantae; Streptophyta; Magnoliopsida; Solanales; Solanaceae.
AUGGCGGGGGCAAGUCAAGGAGGACCAAAUAUGGAUCAAUUUGAACAUUUCUUUCGUAGAGCUGAUUUGGAUCAAGAUGGGAGAAUCAGUGGUGCCGAAGCCGUUGGUUUUUUGAAAGGAUCUAACUUGCCUCAACCUGUUUUAGCUCAGAUAUGGACACAUGCUGACCAGAGCCGUACUGGGUAUCUUAGCCGUCCGGAGUUUUAUAAUGCUCUUAAACUUGUAACAGUGGCACAGAGUAAACGAGAAUUAACACCAGAUAUUGUGAAGGCAGCUUUAUAUGGUCCUGCUUCUGCUAAAAUCCCUGCUCCACAGAUUAACCUUGCAGCGGUUGCUUCUCCCCAAUUAAAUUCAGUUGGUGCAGCACCUGCACAACAGAUGGGUGCUGGUGUACCAACAGCCUCUCAAAAUCUUGGCAUCAGAGGACAGCUACCUCAUGCAACAGGUAUGAACCAACAAUAUCUAACUUCUCAAGCCGGUCACUCUGUGAGGCCACCUAUUCCUACUGCAGCUACUGCAUCACGUCCGCAGCAAUUUGUUGCUGGCAUGAAUUUCCCCAGGGGUGGUAGUUUUACAGGUCCUGGUCUUCCAAACUCGAACAGUUCAAAUGACUAUCUCGGGGGCAGACAAGCAGCAAUAUCCACUGUACCUACUAUGCAGCCUCCUAAUAGAGGAAUGAGCCCUUUGGUUCCUCCAGUUACGCAAACUCUUCAGGGAUCUCUUUCACUACCUUCCAUGACAGAAGCUAAUACAAAAGCUACUGGUAGUUCUGGUAAUGGUUUUGCGUCGGACACAAUGUUUGGUGGUGAAACCUUCUCUGCAAGCCAAUCUGUACCAAAGAAGUCUUCGUCUACUCCAAACUUUUCUCUGAUGAGUUCACCCACUUCUUCAGCUAUGGUUCCAGUAACCACCGAGUCUCAAGCUUCAGCCAAGCCUGACCCUUUUGCUGCAUUUAAUACUCUUACAAGGCAAUCUCCUGGGAAUCAGCAGCCAGUAACCCCAUCUGUGUCUAAACCUAAUCAACAGGCUUCUGUUCAGAAUAUUUUGCCAGUGUCAUCAUCUGGAACUCCAGCGGGUUCUGUACCUCCUACUCCUGAGCAGCCACAAGUUCCUUGGCCAAAAAUGACAAGAGCAGGAGUUCAGAAGUAUGCAAAAGUGUUUAUGGAGGUGGAUUCAGAUAGAGAUGGAAAAAUCUCCGGUCAACAAGCGCGGGAUUUAUUCUUGAACUGGAGACUGCCAAGAGAGGUCUUGAAGCAGGUGUGGGACUUGGCUGAUCAAGAUAAUGACAGCAUGCUCUCUUUGAGGGAGUUCUGUGUAGCUCUGUAUUUGAUGGAACGAUAUAGGGAAGGCCGCUCUCUUCCAUCUACAUUACCGAAUAGCGUUAUGCUUGAUGAGACUCUGCUGGCCCUAGCAGGUCCACCGACUGCUGCUUAUGGAAGCACUGGCUGGGGUCCUGCUUCUGGCGUACGGCCUCCACAAGGGAUGCCUGGUGUACAGCCAGUUGCACAUCCUGGAUUAAGACCUCCUAUGCAGGGGGCAUUACCUCAGUCUGACCGAGCGAUGCAAUUUAAUCAGCAAAAUGCUAGAGCACCAUCAGUGAAUAAUUCUCAUAUGGACCAACUAAGUAAUGGGGAGCAGAAUAUGUCGGAGUCAAAGGGAGAAGAAACAGCAGCAGAAGAGAAUAAGGAUGAAAGCAAGGACAAGAUGCUUCUGGAUUCUAAGGAGAAACUUGAAUUCUACCGCACAAAAAUGCAGGAUCUUGUUUUGUACAAAAGUAGGUGUGAUAACCGACUUAAUGAAAUCACUGAAAGGGCAUUGGCUGAUAAACGUGAGGCCGAGCUUCUUGGCAAAAAAUAUGAAGAGAAGUACAAGCAAGUUGCAGAAAUUGCUUCUAAACUGACAAUUGAAGAAGCAUCAUUUCGUGAUACUCAAGAGAGAAAGCUGGAGUUGCAACAGGCAAUCACUAAAAUGGAACAAGGUGGCAGCACUGAUGGUAUUCUUCAGGUCCGUGCUGAUCGCAUACAACAUGAUCUUGAGGAGCUACUAAAGGCCUUGGUGGAUCGUUGCAAGAAACACGAGCUUAAUAUGAAGUCAACUGCGUUAAUUGAACUUCCCCCUGGCUGGCAACCUGGAAUUCCGGAGAUAUCAGCUGUUUGGGAUGAAGAUUGGGAUAAAUUUGAAGAUGAAGGAUUUUCUUUUGAUGUAGCUGUGCCUGCAAAUUCCAAAUCCACAUCUGUUCAGAAGGAAAGUUCUCCGACUCAUCGCGAAUCCUCUGAUUCUAUGUCAAAUGCUGAUGCCAAGUCAGAAAACCAUUCCGCUAAAGGAAACAACAGUACUGUUGAGACUGAUUUGAUGUAUAUGCAUAGCGACGAAGAGUCAAAAAGUCCACAGGGAAGUCCACGAGAAGGAACAGCAUUUGAUAGUCCAUCUGGUGAAUACUCUGAUAACCAUUUCGGCAAGAGCUUUAAAACGGACUCUGAAACUGAUAGAUUUGAUGAACCUGGCUGGGGUACGUUUGACAAUAAUGAUGAUGUGGAUUCUGUUUGGGGCUUCAGUGCUAAGGAGUCGGAUCAUGUGAAGCAUGGAGAGAAACAUUUCUUUGACUCAACUGAUUUCGGUGCAAGUCCAACAAGGACAGAGUCUCCUGGGGCUGAAAGUAGAUACCAGAAGAAUAGCCCAUUUACCUUUGAGGAUUCAGUUCCUGGCUCACCACUUUCAAGAGCGGGAACUUCUCCUAGAUAUAGUGUAGGAUCGAGAGAUCCUUUCUUUGACAGUUUCUCAAGGUAUGAUUCCUUCAGUACAAAUGAUCGUGCAUCUUCCCCACGAAAGGAGACACUCGCGAGGUUCGACUCCAUAAAUAGUGCCAGUGGUUUUGAUCAUAGUCGAGGAUACUCAUUUGAUGACGCAGACCCAUUUGGAUCCAGUGGACCAUUUAAGGUCUCAUCUGAGAGUCAAAACACCAAGAAAAGUUCUGAUCAUUGGAGUUCGUUCUAGUUUGUGUUAUAUUUGAUUGCCAUUGGGCCAUUGUUCCUCGGCGUUUUCCAUGCCAUCUAUUUGCACGUGUGUGUUGUAUAGCCUAGAAGGACGAUAAGAUACAGUUUAUAUUGGUUUUCCAAAUGUUUGAAGAAUCCCAGUGGUCUUCAUGACAGAAAAAUCCAUUUUUCCAGGGUCAAGUUAUUUUAGUCAUGUUUUUUCUGCUUAGAGAGAAAAGAGAGGGAAAAUGAGAAAGGGAAAGGGUUGGGUUUUGUAAUUCAUUUUUUGCUAUGUACUGUUCGAGAACUGCAAUAUGUUUGUAUCACAGUUUUUUUCGUUUGAUAUACUUGAUUGUAUCAAAUGGUUUGCCACUCGCAAUAAAUUUUUUCUAGUGCUGAUCGGUAGUUGAA